Aspergillus caelatus is the source of this 429-nucleotide messenger RNA. RefSeq lists its product as uncharacterized. The transcript has a single exon. Bases 38 to 250 code for a protein of 70 amino acids. Lineage: Eukaryota; Fungi; Ascomycota; Eurotiomycetes; Eurotiales; Aspergillaceae. The record is from RefSeq and is a predicted model, not a curated record.
GUGCACCUUUGCGCGCCUUAUAUAUACACAGGAGCACAUGGAGCUCGCAAAAUGGAAAACUUGGCCUUUCUGGUGCGAGGCAAGAAUAUCCGUCUGGUAUGCAUUUUUGAUAUCUUGGAGAAGGCCCACAGCAGGCCCGGUCGGGUGUACUGUUGGUUGUAUAACUCCCAGCGCUUUUAUUUUUGCCCAACUGAAGUUGAGGGUAUACUUGGUAUGUGGGGAACGGAAAGAGUUGCCCUCUCUCGCAUGAGAUGGAGAUACUUUCCCUUUCAUCCCGAUGGGGUCUACCGACACCUCAGGCACUCACACCGCCGAUCCCCAAAUGCAUGCGGGGUUACAUGGAUGUGGGGAAUCCCAUCAAGUGGAAUUCACUUCCUGGCAACUCUCUCCGUUCCUCAUUUUCAUUUGCAUCGUUAUGACUCCUGUUCG